Penicillium longicatenatum is the source of this 1518-nucleotide messenger RNA. Its product is annotated as glycylpeptide N-tetradecanoyltransferase swoF. Gene Ontology annotation, biological process: N-terminal peptidyl-glycine N-myristoylation. The transcript has 4 exons. Bases 1 to 1518 code for a protein of 505 amino acids. Gene Ontology annotation, cellular component: cytoplasm. Gene Ontology annotation, molecular function: glycylpeptide N-tetradecanoyltransferase activity. Lineage: Eukaryota; Fungi; Ascomycota; Eurotiomycetes; Eurotiales; Aspergillaceae. The record is from RefSeq and is a predicted model, not a curated record.
AUGUCUGACUCCAACGAUAAGGGCAAGGGCAAGGCUCCCCAGCGCCCCGAGCAGGAUGAAGAGGCUAACCCCUCGAACAACAAGGGAGGCUCCGGCACGAAGAAGCUCCCCCCGAAGAUGAUUGAAUCUCUAAUGGAGAUGAACCCUGCGCUGAAAAGCGAGCUCGCCAGUAUGGAUAAAGACAAGGCUGCACAGAUGCUCGCCAACAUGGACAUUUCCCAAUUGUUAACGGGACUCUCGCUCGACGGCAAGAACCAGAAGGACAUGGCCUCAUACAAGUUCUGGCAGACCCAGCCUGUUCCCCGAUUUGAUGAUCAGGCAAGUAAGAAGGAGGUCACUCAGGGCCCCAUCAAGAUCAUCGACCCGGAGCAGGUGUCGAAGACUCCCGAUGCGCUCAUUGAGGGCUUUGAGUGGUGUACUCUGGACUUGACCAACCCGGAGGAGCUGAAGGAAUUGUAUGAGCUGUUGAACAAUCAUUAUGUGGAGGAUGACAACGCCAUGUUCCGAUUCAGCUACUCACAGUCAUUCCUGCACUGGGCUCUGAUGUCUCCUGGCUGGAAAAAAGAAUGGCACGUCGGUGUGCGCGCCACCAAGUCGCGUAAGCUGGUCGCCUCUAUUUGUGGUGUGCCUACCGAAGUUCGUGUUCGCGAUAAGAAGAUCAAGGUGACUGAGAUCAAUUUCCUCUGCAUCCACAAGAAGCUGCGCUCUAAGCGCUUGACUCCUGUCCUCAUCAAGGAGAUCACCCGUCGCUGCUACCUCAAUGGCAUCUUCCAGGCCAUCUACACUGGUGGUGUUAUUCUGCCAACACCCAUCAGCUCGUGUCGGUACUAUCACCGCUCGCUGGACUGGCUGAAGCUUUACGAGGUCGGCUUCUCGCCUCUCCCUCAUGGCUCUACGAAGGCCCGUCAGAUCACCAAGAACCACCUCCCCGAUCACACCGCGACACCUGGUUUGCGACCGAUGAAGGCCAAGGAUAUCGAUGCCGUAUAUGACCUCCUGGAGCGAUACAUGCAACGCUUCCAGCUCAACCAGGCUUUCACACGCGAGGAGAUUGAUCACUGGCUUGUGUACAAGGAAGCUGAAGGCAAGGACCAGGUUGUCUGGUCAUACGUUGUGGAGGACCCGCAGACCCACAAGAUCACAGACUUCUUCUCUUUCUAUAACCUCGAGUCUACUGUCAUCAAUAACCCAAAGCAUGAUACUGUGCGCGCUGCUUAUCUUUACUACUAUGCGACCGAGACAGCCUUCACCGGCAACUCUAAGGCUCUAAAGGAGCGAUUGAUGUUGUUGAUGAACGAUGCUCUGAUUUGCGCCAAGAAGGCCAAGUUUGAUGUUUUCAACGCGCUCACUCUGCACGACAACCCUCUAUUCCUUGAGCAGUUGAAGUUUGGUGCCGGUGAUGGUCAGCUCCACUUCUAUCUGUACAACUACCGUGCGGGACCCGUGCCCGGUGGUAUCAAUGACAAGAACCUCCCCGAUGAGAAGAAGAUGGGGGGCGUUGGAAUUGUCAUGCUGUAA